This is a messenger RNA of Williopsis jadinii, 4016 nucleotides long. RefSeq names its product Snt1p (gene SNT1). The record is from RefSeq and is a predicted model, not a curated record. Lineage: Eukaryota; Fungi; Ascomycota; Saccharomycetes; Phaffomycetales; Wickerhamomycetaceae. Gene Ontology annotation, biological process: regulation of transcription by RNA polymerase II. Gene Ontology annotation, cellular component: Set3 complex. The coding region runs from base 324 to 3863 and encodes 1179 amino acids. The transcript has a single exon.
UUGAGAAAUAAAACAUAAACAACAAAAAACUUACAAAUACAACACAACUAGUUUUAUACCAUUAUAGCGGCUAUUUUCUAAGCGGGCGGUUAGCUUCCAAACUGUUGAGGAUUGUUACACCCUAAUAUCUUCUCAUUGAACCCAUACCAAUAUCCCGAUAUAUCACAUUUGUUUGUCAUUUCAUUUCUAUUCAGAUAUUGUGUGAUUGGGUAUUUACGGAGAAAACAGAAAGUAGGGACAACAGAGAACACACCACUGAUUGGUUGGGGGCGGUAACGUGUGUAUAUAUACACAUACACAGCAUUAUACAUCCAUCCUAGCCGAUGUCUGGGUACAGAGGCCAGCGACCUGGUGCUUCGAGCCGGCCGGGUUCGAUAGGCUCUACAGGUUCAUCCUAUGAUGGGUUUUCAAGGCAUCGUUACUCGGAACAACAACAUUCUUCACAGCAAAGUUCACAACAGCCCGGUGGGUCAUCAUCAGGGUCCACUUACAAACCAUACUGGCAGUCACGAGGCUCUUCAUCCUAUGGUAGCUUCAGAGGUGACAACAGAGAUUACCGUGAAAGAGACAGAGACAGGGACAGUAGGGAGAGAGAUGUAAGGGAUAGAGAUGUAAGGGAUAGAGAAGUUAGGGACCGGGAAAGGGUACCGUCGCAGUCAGAGAGGUAUGGUGCACCACGUAGAGGUGGUUAUUAUUCAUCAAUUGCAUAUUCUGGGAGGAAUAGGGAUCCUUAUUUCUCAAGGAGUCAGCCUCCAAGAAGGGGAUAUAACACAUACAAUAAUUAUUCAGAAAGAAAUGGAGGCAAUCCCAAUUACCGUGAUAGAAGACAGAGAGAGUCUUAUGGAAGUAGGUAUGGUACCAGCCGUCACUCCUCCUUGAGCGGACCAAGCUUACGAGAAGAUGCCGACAACUCUUGGAAAACUGGCCAUGAUCAACAUCACGAAUCGGAGUUUGAUAGAACGUCCAGCGGCUCUGAUUACCAAAGAGCUCCACGACCAUCACUGAUACCCAAGGACUUUAAGGAUGACGUUGAUGAUGACGAAGAAGAAGAUUUGAUCUUGGGAAAAGCCAGUCGUAACAGUUUGUCCACUGAAAAGACUGACACGGUAACAAAGAGAGAAACCAGUGUCCAUUCUGAUAGUGCACAUGAAGCAUCGGACAAUGCACAUGAAGAACCUCACCAAGAGACUGUAAGCGCUGAUGAAGAAGUUGAAGAAAAUACAAAGAGUAUCACAGAAGAAUCAAAGAAGCUCCAAGAAGAGCCAAAGAAUGUUGAAGAAAAACCGAAGGAUGCGGUACAGGGAGAAAUUGAAAUUGCCGCAGACAAUACAACAGAAACGAGAGCCGAAGAGACCACUGAUACCAAAACCUUCGAAAACUCAGACAAACAAAUACCGGAGAAGCCCUCAAAUCUGGAAGCAGUAUCCAAUGAACCGGAAACACUCCAACAAGUCAAGUCCUUAGACGAUAAGAUAGAAGCGGGUAAUGUGAGAACCGAAGAGGAGAGAAAUGGUGAUACUUCAAUGCGAGAGGAAAGCGAAGACGAAUCUGAUUAUGACCCAGAAGCAGACCACGAAAAGAUCGAGAAGGAGCUACACAUUAAGAAUGAACCCAUCAAGGAAUCCAGUGAAUCUGCGGUUAUGGUUAUUGAAAAGGAAGAAACUAAAUCAAACAUUGAUGUUGAGCCAUCUGAUAUGGAUGUGGAUUCCAAGAAUUUGACCCUCUCUAAGCCUCUGGAUUCAACGUCAAUACAUCCUUUAAAACAGGAAGAAUCCUUUUGCUUCCCUCUAAGAAGAACAGAACAGCGAGUGUGGGAAUUGAAGAACCACUCAAGAGACGAGAGAGUCAAGAGGCUUCCUUAUCUUCUAAAAACUCCGAUCAAAAGCUUAAAGGAAUUUAGUUUCUACGAGAGAACAUUACUCGUCCAUAAGCAGGGAAUUUUACCGAAGUUGAGAGAGAAACUUUCCAUUGUGAAGGGUUCAACCUUUGUUCAUAAGAUUUCAUUGCUGAAUGAGUAUGCUCAUAGAGUUGAUGAUCACUCUCAUAGGCUUGAGGAGAUGGAUAGACAGUUGAAGUCAUUUUAUCCAAAUGAAGCACAGGAAGAGGAAGAAAAGUCCAGGAUCAACGAAUCGCCAUCUGAACCACGCAGACGUUCUCGCCAUGCUGAUGUUGUUCGUUCUGAGGCAGAAUUUCUCGAGAUUUUGGAGAGUUUAGAGAAAGAAAAAGAGCAGGAUCCUCUUUACCGUGCUGAACAAGUGGCUGCUAGGAUUCCGGAUAUGAUUCUCGAUCCUAUUGAGAAAGGUCUGCGCUUUGUCAACACGAACAAUAAGGUGGUUGACAAAGAGGCUUGGGCCAUGAGAAUCAAGACCGAUCCAGUAGACAACUUUACUCGAGCAGAGCAUGAAGCAUUUUGUGAAGCUUUUCUAUCAUUCCCAAAGAGAUUUGGUCGCAUUUCAAACUCUAUGGGUGGUCUUAGAAGUGCAGAGGAGUGCGUCUUACAUUACUACAAAACAAAGAAGUCAGUCACUGAUUAUAAGCAACUCCUUUCGGCUAAGAAGAAGAGAGGUAAAAGGGGCGCUAAAUCCCGUCGUGGAAAGGCAAAAUCAGCGAGCAACACUCCUGUUGUUAGUACACCAAACGAAAGUGCUGAUGAAAAGGAACUUCACCUGGAAAAGUUCGUUCCAAAGGAUGUUUCAGAUGAAUUGUUUACUGAUACAGGACGUCCUCGUCGUGCUGCUGCUCCUGUUUUUGACUCUGAAAAGAAGACCACCCCAGACGCUCCAACUAUCGAUGCAGCAGAAAGCAAGAGACCAUUGCAAAGCGAGGAGCCGGGCGUUGAGACUGAAGAUAAAAGAAAGAAGAAGCAAAGGGUUUCUAAACCUAAGAGUCGGGUUGUGUUUGUUGGCGAAAGUACGAAAGAAGUCAAUGCUAAGGGUAAGAACAGCAUCUCGAGUUACUGGAGUGUAAGGGAUAUCGCCUUGUUUACUAAGUUACUACCAGAACUUGGAACAAACUGGUCAGAGAUUGCGAGUCGUCUUGGAACAAAGAGUGCAACAAUGGUUCGCAACUUUUACGCAAGAAAUUCCGAUUCACAUGAAACGAGUGAGAGAACACCUACUCACGAACCACAGGUUUCCACGCCGGAACCUGUUGCGAUACCAACCUCUACUACGGCUCAACACAGAAACCCACCACUUGGAUUCUUUACAGCCUCUGCUAGUGUUCCAAGCAAUGUGAACUUUACCGCUCAACCAAUUCAGCCAAAACCUGAACCUGAAACGUCUCAAUUGCCUGUUGGAAACUCAUUUGAAAGGUCAGUUCUGCCUACUGUUAGUACAUUUUCAACGUUAUCAAACCAAUACCAACAGCCCACGCCACAAGUUCAACAAUCACAGCAAGUGUCAAACUCACAAGCUCCACCUCAUUUACCACCUCUUAUGCCAAUGUCUUCGUCGAAUUUUGCCCCAGUGGAAAAACAAGAGGUUGCCAGAUCGAAUCCAUUCUCGAUCACCAGCUUGUUGAAUCCAACAGAGGUGAGGCAGCUUGCACCAUCUCUCCCAGUAACGGGAACUUUCAGCCCUGUUCAACAGAAAAAGGCAUUCUUCAGUAGCUUUGAUGCCACUAGCAACGCGAAUGGCGAUGGCUUACCUCCUCACCAACAGAUACCAGAACAAUCCUCUUUCAAUCCGUUAGACGCACUGGUUGCUGCUGCUGAGAAAAAGACAUCUGAUGAGAUACCUCACCGUGGUCGCUAUUACGACCCAACUGCAGUGUCAUCACCUCCAAAACCAAAGCUGCCUGCGUUCAAGAGCUCGUUCAGCUCAAACAUUCACAACAUGUUAAAUGACGAUAAUGGACAAUGACUGAAGUUGUGGGUGUGGGAGUGCUUCCCUUGUUUUUAUGUUUAUGUGAUUAUCUUUAUGAGGAGUUUUAAUGAUACUGGGUUUCUUUUGAAAAGAAACAGCAGAGUGAUGAUUAAUUGUAUAUAUGGGUGCCUUGUAUUAAUACAGAUUCAG